Messenger RNA from Chaetomium globosum CBS 148.51, 1683 nucleotides. RefSeq lists its product as uncharacterized. Bases 1 to 1683 code for a protein of 560 amino acids. NCBI's taxonomy places the organism in Eukaryota, Fungi, Ascomycota, Sordariomycetes, Sordariales, Chaetomiaceae. The record is from RefSeq and is a predicted model, not a curated record. The transcript has 4 exons.
AUGCAAUUUGAGAACCCUUUGACCACAGAUAAGGGUCUGGGAGCUACCGUGAAGGACCUCCUCCCAGUCCCGGCCACAGAUCCCGCUGACCUCGAUGUUGGGGGCCAAGAUUCCACCACAAGCCAGCAAAUCUACGAUGUCAAGGCCACUCCUUACCCGCCUCCUGGCGGCCUGGACCUCAAUAUCGCUGACGAUGAGGAAUUUUCACCUGACAAAAUGCGGGCCAACAUCGAGAGGCUUUACAUGACGGUUGGCGUUGGCCUUCUCGCCGCUUGGAAGCAUGUUGCACGACUUCGGUCGUGGCGAGAGAGAAAACGCACUACCUACUUCGCCGCGGCAUAUUUCAUUGCCUGGUCCCUGGACAUCUUGACUCCCCUUCUGUCUGCUGUUUUGCUGGCACUUAUUGGAUCUCCUCGCGCGCGCGAGAUAUUGUUUCCGCCGGUCCCGGUUGCUCUAGUCGACAGCAAGACUGGUAGUGUGCAGAAACCCAUGGCCGGUGUCCUCGGCAGUCAUGACAGCGCUACGGGCGCGCCAGAGAACCACAAAGGCGAGGCUGUGGAGCAGGAAGCCAGCAACUUUGUCAGUGGCAUUGCUUCGGUUGCCCUAAGCAGCGCUGCGGGUAAACAUCCUCAAGGAGAUCCAGACUCCGAUGAUUAUGUGGCUGUGGACGCAGCUCCUGAUCCGACAUCCCUCGCAGCUAGCACGGCCGACGCCAAGGAUAAGGCGAGUGGCCGGAAGACAGGGCCGAAGCACGACAAAACGAAGGUCCCUAUGGAGACGGUUAUUUGGACCAAAAUGCGGCCUAUCAUGCACACGAUUGGCACCAUCGCGGACACCUGGGAGCGUCUUGCCAAAGGCUCGCAACUCACCCUGACGCUCCUCCGCCACGGCGAAGCCAAUCACGGCCCGCUCCUCCACCCCACGCACACUACCCACGCAGACCAACCCGCCGAACUGACAUCCCAAGACCUCGACACAUCAGACGGCUCCCCACCUCUGAACGCAACACCCUCUGAGCUCAACGCCGCCAUCACCCCUUCCCCUUCAACAACCACUACUCAUAACCCCACCCCCACCCACAACCCAGCCCACCACCACCCCACCACCACCAACAAAAUCCUCUCCCUCUUCAAAGGCACCACGCGCGGCGCCGUCAAAACCGCCAUCGGCACCGACACGGUGCGCGCCAAAGCAGGCAGCGCGCCGGCCAAGAACCGGCUGGGCGUGAUCCCACCCCGCAAGGACAAGGACAAGGACACGACCGCCACCAGCGACCCGGACCUGUCCUCCUCACGUGCAGCAGUAGCAGCAGCAGCAGCGGGCCCCGCCGAGUUCGAGGCGCGGCACAACGGGCACAAGGGCACGGUGUACCUGUCGACGGGCGGGGCGACGGUGCCGGUGGUGGCGUUUGGGCUGGGGCAUAAGGGGCAUAAGGGGGACGGGGAUGGUGUGAAGGCGGUGUGGAGCGUGCCGGUGGCAGAUGUGGUGGAGGUUCGGAAGAUUGGGGGGUAUGGGUGGAAGGCGAAGUUGGUGGUGGGGUGGUCGAUGGAGCGGGAGGUGAAGGAUGGGUUGGUGAUUCGGACGGUGGUGGGGGAGGAGUAUAAGAUUACGGCGGUGCCGUUGAGGGAUGAGUUGUUUAAUCGGCUGGUGGCGGUGGGGGGGCAGAAGUGGGAGGCUUGGUGA